This is a messenger RNA of Botrytis cinerea B05.10, 1044 nucleotides long. RefSeq lists its product as hypothetical. The record is from RefSeq and is a predicted model, not a curated record. The transcript has a single exon. NCBI's taxonomy places the organism in Eukaryota, Fungi, Ascomycota, Leotiomycetes, Helotiales, Sclerotiniaceae. Bases 129 to 905 code for a protein of 258 amino acids.
GACCCCUCAAUACCUUUCAUCGAAUCGAAUAAUCUAGUUCUACUACAUAUAUAAGAACCAUAUCUCAAGCAUCAAGAAAGUCACUACGCAAGGAAUUCCACCAUCUCGAAACCGAACACUCUGACAUCAUGACCUCUUGUAAAAUGCACAAUACAAUGUCUAGAAGAUCGAUCAAGGAUACGAAAGUCGCAAAGAAAGACAAGAAUAUCAUGAGACCAGAACCACGUAUGGAGCGGGAAGCCCUUCGGGCUACCUUCCGAUCGACAAAUCCCGAAGAUGAUUUGGCACCGGGUGGGGAGAAGUCUGUCAUAGAAGAAACCCCCUUGGUCAUUGAUAAACCUCUCUCCUGGUCAUCUGAAGACAAGACUCUGAUGAGAUCUGAGAAGGAGGCCGAACACGAGAUUAGCUCUAAACUUCCCGCAAAUUCAAGUGUGAAUGAUUUAGAGCCAGGCAUGUUUGAAAUAUUGGAAAACUUUCCUCGCUUCUCUCACCUCGAUGAAGAUCUCCAAAUUACCAAUCCUAUUCCACCGAUCUCCUCAGAUACAAUCCAAUACGAUUCAACUCCCGAAUCCGAAAGAAAUAGAGCAAAAUCAGCCCUGUUGAAAUUUUUCUCAUCGCCAUCUAAGGCGCGUGGUAAAUUACGAAUAACCAAGAAAGAAGGUGGUCUUGAGAUUCUCAACAAUUGCUGGAGCCUUGAUAAAUCUAGUAAAAGAGUGCCCAUCGACACGGUUGAUGAUAUUAUGGAAGCUUUCUUUUCGGCAAGCAAUCAAUACAAUACUUUGAUGAUAUGGAGGGGAGCGAAGCAGAGCCACGGGAUUAAGAUUGAACUGCAGGAACUAAGAAAAUUAAAGACAGCCACAGACUCUGCCGACGUGGAUGCGUCAGGACAAAAUUUAGACGGGUAAAAAGUAGGGUAAGAUGGAUAUACCACGCCAGUAAAGAAAGAUAAAUCGAUCUCAGGAGGCAGAUUGAAGUUAAAUCUACUGGUUUCUUUCAAUAGAUAUGUGUGAAGAAUAUCACUAGGAGGACUACUAUACAGGAACA